Molecule: messenger RNA, 1227 nt
Organism: Enterobius vermicularis (human pinworm)
Lineage: Eukaryota; Metazoa; Nematoda; Chromadorea; Rhabditida; Oxyuridae
Source: the annotation of a GenBank genome assembly
UUGCAGAUUAACUUUACAAAUCAACAACUACUUUCAGCCAGUCUUCUGGGUCAGUAUAAAAUUCGUUAUCCAUGUGACCUUUGUUGCCAAGAUUUUGAUGCUUUUUUAACGCCACAUUGUCGGUGGCGGAACGAGUGGACAAUAUGUGGUAGCGGUGACGAAUUUGACUGGGUACGUGCCAAGAAUCCAUGGGGUGAGGAUGAAGGACUGACUAUAUUUGGGACCGAGGAUACCGCAAAUGGCUACUUUAUUAUGACCGGUACUACAAAGAAAUCACAUCCCGAAUUUUCAGCAAUGCUUGUCAGUGAUCCCAUACAAUGUCAGCAAGGUAUUGAUGUUCGAAAAAAAAAAGUUAACCGCAAGAUAUACCACAGCACUGUUCCAGGUGACGGAAUUUUGUCAUUCAAAUACUGGACAAGCCCCGGAGUCAAGAUUCGAGCUUGCGUUCGAAAACCCGGAGCUGGCAAAAUUUAUGAGUGGUGUGGGGAUGAUUACGUGACUGGUGACCCAGGUCCUGCCAAUAUUACCAUUCCGGGGUCAAUAUUGUAUACUUUUGAGCUAGUCAUUGAAGCCCGCAAUUUCAACUACGACGCAUUUGGCUUUCAAGGCGGAGUAUGUAUUAUUGAUGAUAUAGCAUAUGAAGCUAAAGCCGUUUACAACUGUCUCUUUGAACCCCAUAUCAGUCCCUUAGUUGAACUACCGAUAGAGACCUGCCAGACCCUACAAUGUGCCUUCACUGACGGUGAAUGCUUAGAGGCUAUUACGGGAUCCGGAUGGAAAGUCGCCGAAGAGCCAGUCGGAAAUUACCAUACCGGCAUUCGAAAACUUCUCGAAUCAAGCUACGCUUACGCCCGCGGCACAGGUACCAGAGUAUUUUCUCUGGGCAAAUUCAAAAUUACACGAGAAGCUCAACUGGAGUUCUGUUACUACCGCGCAUCUUGGAAAACAAGAUUAACAAUAUUCCUAACUAAGGACGAAGGAGAAAAUAUAACAAAAAUUUAUGAAAGCGACCCACUGGAAGCUUACCCGCAUAAAUGGAAAUGUGAUGGAGUACGACUUAAAGAAGGGAGUUACGACUCAGUAGAAUUUCGAGGCGAAAAAUUGUUGACCGAACAUAGCUAUUUAGCCAUAGAUCAAAUAGGUCUUGCUGAUCCUCUGAUGGGAACCUCUAUGUGUGAAAAACAAGAGAAAGGCUACAGCAGCAGCGACAACAAAUCUCUAUCCUAA